Messenger RNA from Pistacia vera, 636 nucleotides. RefSeq lists its product as uncharacterized. Gene Ontology annotation, molecular function: protein dimerization activity. The coding region runs from base 1 to 636 and encodes 211 amino acids. The transcript is spliced from 2 exons. The record is from RefSeq and is a predicted model, not a curated record. Lineage: Eukaryota; Viridiplantae; Streptophyta; Magnoliopsida; Sapindales; Anacardiaceae.
AUGGCCAUUGUUUUUCGCUAUGUGGACAACAGAAGUUGUGUUAUUGAGCGUUUUAUCGGGGUUGUGCAUGUUAAGAAUACUUCUGCAAAGUCUUUGAAAAUUGCAAUAGAUGCUUUUUUUGUAAAGCAUGGAUUGAGUUUGACAAGUUUACGGGGGCAAGGUUACGAUGGAGCAAGCAAUAUGAGAGGUAACUCUUUUGUUGCAUUUAACAAAGAUAGAUUACUUGAAUUUGCAAAGUUCUAUCCUUCCGAUUUUCCUCAACACGAUAUUUGGUUGCUCGAUGAUCAACUUGAAAACUAUUAUGAGGAUGUUAGCACCAAUGCCAAUUUCACUCAUGUCGAAGGGAUUGCCGACCUUGCUAAAAAAAUGGUUGAGUUUAAGAAGGAUGUUGCUUACAACAAAGUUUUCUUGCUUAUUAAAUUAGCAUUGGUUUUGCCUGUGGCUAUUGCAACAGUUGAAAGGGUGUUCUCUACAAUGAAUCUUGUGAAAAAUAGUUUGCGUAAUCGAAUGGGAGACGACUGGAUGAACAAUUGCUUGGUGGUUUACAUUGAAAAGGAAGUUUUUGCUACAAUUGAAAAUGAAGAUAUCAUUGAACACUUUCAAAAUAUAUCGAAGCGGAAAAUCGUGUUAAAUUGA